Sorghum bicolor (sorghum) is the source of this 1180-nucleotide messenger RNA. RefSeq lists its product as uncharacterized. The transcript has a single exon. Bases 71 to 979 code for a protein of 302 amino acids. Lineage: Eukaryota; Viridiplantae; Streptophyta; Magnoliopsida; Poales; Poaceae. The record is from RefSeq and is a predicted model, not a curated record.
UCUCCCUCCCCCCACCCCCUCUCUUCCGCCAGCGCGCUCAGCUCCGACCGACCGACCGACCACCGCCGCGAUGAGGCAGUGGAAGUCCCUGGUCCCGGCCGCGCUGCACCUGCACGGCUCGGCCGCGUCCUGCUUCCCGCACCCGCCGUCGUCGCCCAGGGCCGCCGCGGAGGAGACGACGACGGACGACCUGCAGCUACCGUCUCUAGGCGCUGCGGCGGCGAAAGGCACGGCGGUGCGGCUGGUGGGGUGCGACGGCCGGGUGCGCGCGUACGCGCCGCCCGUGACGGCGCGGGAGCUGAUGCAGGAGCACCCGCGGCACCUGGUGUCCCGCGCCGACGCGCUGCUGAUCGGGGAGAAGAUCCCCGCCGUGGCGCCCGGCGAGGAGCUGCAGCCCGGGGAGGCCUACUUCCUGCUGCCCGCGCACCUGUUCCGCUCCGUCCUCUCCUUCGUCUCCCUCGCCUCCUCGCUGCUGCUCCUGCUGUCGUCGUCGUCGUCGUCCACCACCACCGCCGCCGGCGCGGGUGCCGGUGCCGGUGCCGGGAAGAAGGCCGGCGCCGGCAGGCCGUUCGAGCUCCACCGCACGGCGUCCGGCACGCUGCAGAUCAAGUUCUCCGACGACUUCCUCCUCGCGGACAACGGCAAUGGGGAGGACGAGGAGGAGGAGGACGAGGCGCCCGCGCAGAAGGAGCAGCAGCAGCGCGCCGUGCUGCUGCGCGGCGACGACCGCCUCGCCAAGGACUACGAGGAGCUGGUCGGGUACAGCAAGUCCCGCCGCUGGGCGCCCAAGCUGGAGACGAUCGAGGAGGCGGUUCCGCCCGCCGCCGCCGCGGCCCCCGAGUCCGCCGGCGCCGCGUCACCGAAGGCCCAGCGCGGCGGCAGGAAGAGCCGCGCGCUUCCGUUCCUCGGCCGCCUGGGCAGCCGCCGCCGCAGCCGCGACCGCGACGCCUGCAGCGCCGUCGUGGCCUGCUCCGGCUAGGGACGGAGGGAGGGUGAGAGUCUCUCUCGAUCUGUCCCGUCCGGUAGGGUAGUUUUUCAGGUCGCCGGCGGUCGACGGCGUCGGCGUCCUGGUUUAGUGGGUGGCUGGAUUUUGUAUGUAAUUAGGGGAAACAAAUUUUGGUGCUAAUCUAAUCUGUAAAUGGUGAUGGUGGCCGACAGAUUUUCCUCCGCCGUUCUUUUC